AGUCAUAGUAUCAAAUCAGUGUUGUGAUGCGGUGUAGGAUACCAAGUAUAGUGGUGCAGGUUAAGAGUAUUAUAUUCUUAUGCGGACAUUUGUCUUGUCUGAAGCGUGCUGCUGUAUACACCUGUCUUAAGUACUACUAUCAUCUUCUGCUCCACUCUUCCAUCAUUUCAUUACUUUUUACCCUCUCUGGUCUUUCUUCUAUGCAGAAGAAAUUUUUAGGGAUUUCAAAAAAAACCCAAAAAUGGGAAAAACCAGUCAAAAGAUUCAAAAGCCACUUUUAGAUUUCCGCUCAAUCAAAGAUGAUGCUUGGUACACAGUAGAUAGACUUGUUCUAAGCAAGCAAAACACCCUUCUAACUGUGAAAUUCUCUGGGUUUGGUGAAGAAGAUGAUGAGAAGUUCAAUGUCAAGGAUUUCAAAACAGUGAAUGAGUUGGAUCAGUUUUUGAACAGGUUCCGUCCAGCUUGUCUUCAGGUACAGGAUGGAGAGUGUUAUGAUUUGAGACGUGGAUCGGAUGUCUGUGCUGUACUUGAAGAAGGUGAAGAUGAUCACAAGUUCUACAAUGGUGUUAUUGAAUCGAUAGAACGUGAACCUCACACGCGCAAAGGUGGAGAAGAGAGUUGUUCUUGUAUAUUUAUGGUUGGUUGGUUAGAAGGUCCAAAUGCUAGGUGUACGGAACAGAUGGGGAUUAAACGCAUUUGUAAACUUCAACCAGGAUCCCCAUUAUUUGAUUACUCGCUCGCGUGUUUCAUGAAGAGGUCACGGCAACAUCUUGAUUCGCUUUUGAAAUGAACUGUAUGCAGGUCGGUAAGGUAAUAGAUGGGUUCGUAGUUUGAGUUGUUUUGUUUUUGCUUAGCAGCAAGAUACUAGUAUGGUAGGAAAAUUAGGGUAGUAGGAAGAUAUGGAUGGAAUCAUAACUCUACCUUUGUAAAUACUCAUGUCCUCUAGUACAACUCGGUUUUAUUAGAUUGGUAGCUAGAUUAUGAAUCAUAUCUCUACCUACUCAUCAAUGGUUGUUUCUAGCUAGAUUAUUCUUGUCUAAAAAAUUGGUGUUGCGUAAUAUGAACAGACUGUGUAAAACUAAUCAAGAAGUACUGCAAGUUGUGCUGCAAAUUUACUGUGUGUGAUAUUCCUAUGGAGACACUUACUUGUAUGGAAUGCUGUCCCAAAGGCACACCUCCAGCAGCUCGUACCUGAAGCCACAUGAAGUAUGAAACAUAAUAUAAGAUGCGAUGUAAUUUUAGAAUACAAUAAAUCUGCAGAACCCUCCAGUUUUUCUAAUAAA
Molecule: messenger RNA, 1283 nt
Organism: Papaver somniferum (opium poppy)
Lineage: Eukaryota; Viridiplantae; Streptophyta; Magnoliopsida; Ranunculales; Papaveraceae
Exons: 2
Coding region: 242-790 (182 amino acids)
Molecular function (GO): chromatin binding
Source: RefSeq, a predicted model, not a curated record